This is a messenger RNA of Fragaria vesca subsp. vesca, 1254 nucleotides long. Its product is annotated as 1-aminocyclopropane-1-carboxylate oxidase 5-like. NCBI's taxonomy places the organism in Eukaryota, Viridiplantae, Streptophyta, Magnoliopsida, Rosales, Rosaceae. The transcript has 3 exons. The record is from RefSeq and is a predicted model, not a curated record. The coding region runs from base 125 to 1036 and encodes 303 amino acids.
CCUCAGUGUGCAACAUAAGCUAAUCAAGCAUUGUUUACACACUAGCUACCAACCCAUCACAUAUUACUCUCUCCCAUUCUCAAUAACUACCUGUAAAACCCUCUUUUCUUGUCUAUUCGAAUCCAUGGCAAUUCCGGUGAUUGAUUUCUCAAAACUCGAUGGUGAGGAAAGGGCCGCCACAUUGGCUCAGAUUGCUAAUGGAUGUGAGGAAUGGGGCUUCUUCCAGCUGGUGAACCAUGGAAUUUCAGAAGAGCUCCUGGAGAGGGUGAAGAAGGUGAGCGACGAGUUCUUUAAGAACGAAAGAGAAGAGAACUUCAAGAAGUCGACACUAGUGCAGUCGCUGAAUGCGGACCAAAAGCUGGAGAAUGUGGACUGGGAAGAUGUCAUUACCCUUCUUGAUGACAAUGAGUGGCCCUCGAAAACCCCUGGAUUCAAGGAAACCAUGGAAGAGUAUAGAGCAGAACUGAAGAAACUAGCUGAGAGGGUAAUGGAAGUGAUGGAUGAGAACUUGGGUUUACCAAAGGGACACAUGAAGAAAGCCUUCAAUGGUGGAGGAGUCGACGAUGCGUUUUUCGGUACCAAGGUGAGCCACUACCCACCGUGUCCUCAACCCGAGUUGGUGACAGGUCUCCGAGCUCACACAGAUGCUGGGGGUGUCAUCUUGCUCUUCCAAGAUGACCAGGUGGGAGGCCUCCAAAUCCUCAAAGAUGGGGAAUGGAUAGAUGUGCAGCCACUGCGCAAUUCGAUUGUCAUCAACACCGGAGACCAGAUUGAAGUCCUGAGCAAUGGCCUCUACAAGAGUGUUUGGCACCGGGUUUUGGCAACCCCGACCGGGAAUAGAAGAUCAAUUGCUUCAUUUUACAACCCAUCACUGAAGGCCACCAUUGCUCCUGCACCGGAAUUGGUGGAGAAGGCAAACCAAGAAGUGGAUCAGAGUACUUAUCCCAAGUUUGUGUUUGGUGACUACUUGUCUAUUUAUGCUGAGCAGAAGUUCCUCCCCAAAGAACCAAGGUUCCAAGCUGUGAGGGCCAUGUGAUCCAUCAUAUAUAAACUCUAAGGCUGUUGAUGAAAAUAUUAAGGAACAAAUACUAUCAGUCUUUUUUUUUUCUCUGUGUGCUAAUUACAAUUACCAAGUACUCGCUCGUCUCUCUCUCAGUUACUAUAAACUUGUGUGGGAGGAGAAAGCUGAAGUGGGUGUAAGUCCGUGUGCUUUGUGUUUUGCUUGCUCCUGCUUUGUUAUGUAAUGCUAAGGAU